Octopus sinensis (East Asian common octopus) is the source of this 339-nucleotide messenger RNA. Its product is annotated as zinc finger protein 714-like. Gene Ontology annotation, biological process: regulation of transcription by RNA polymerase II. Lineage: Eukaryota; Metazoa; Mollusca; Cephalopoda; Octopoda; Octopodidae. The transcript is spliced from 4 exons. The coding region runs from base 1 to 339 and encodes 112 amino acids. Gene Ontology annotation, molecular function: RNA polymerase II cis-regulatory region sequence-specific DNA binding; DNA-binding transcription factor activity, RNA polymerase II-specific. The record is from RefSeq and is a predicted model, not a curated record.
AUGGAAAAUGAAUUAUUUAGGAGUGAAGUUGAAUGUAAAAGAGAGCCUGAAGAAAUUGAUUUUUCUGAUGAGGAGAAGAAUGAACAGGGCAAAAUAUCAUAUUGUGAUAUCUGUGGUAACUUAACUAAACACAAACUUGUUCAUACUGAAGAAAAGCUAUAUCAUUGUGAUAUCUGUGGAAAGAAGCCAUAUGGCUGUGAUAUUUGUGGUGAAUCAUUCUCCGGAAAUAGUGACGUAACUAUUCACGAAUGUAUUCAUACAGGCGAGAAGCCAUAUCAGUGUGAUAUCUGUGUUCAGCCUCCGGCAGGCGAAGAGAGUGGACUUCAAGUGCAAAUGUAG